Budorcas taxicolor (takin) is the source of this 2019-nucleotide messenger RNA. It is a transcript of the gene ZNF326, whose product is annotated as zinc finger protein 326. Gene Ontology annotation, molecular function: DNA binding. The record is from RefSeq and is a predicted model, not a curated record. Gene Ontology annotation, cellular component: nucleus; DBIRD complex. Gene Ontology annotation, biological process: regulation of DNA-templated transcription elongation. Bases 113 to 1852 code for a protein of 579 amino acids. NCBI's taxonomy places the organism in Eukaryota, Metazoa, Chordata, Mammalia, Artiodactyla, Bovidae. The transcript has 12 exons.
GCGCCGCUCUCGGUCGCGCUGACUCGUAGUGUGGAACCGCGGGUCACGGGUGCUCUUCUCCGGCCACAGAUUAGCCAAGCGCCGCCGACGCCGUCGGCCCCGAGCCUCCGCCAUGGACUUCGAGGACGAUUAUACACACUCUGCUUGCAGAAAUACUUAUCAGAGCUUUAAUGGAAUGGAUCGUGAUUAUGGCCCUGGAUCUUACGGAGGGAUGGAUCGUGACUAUGGCCAUGGAUCCUAUGGGGGUCAAAGAUCCAUGGACUCCUACCUAAACCAGUCAUAUGGCAUGGACAAUCACAGUGGUGGUGGUGGGGGUAGCAGGUUUGGACCUUAUGAGUCUUACGACUCCAGGUCUUCUCUGGGUGGGCGAGAUCUGUACAGAUCUGGCUAUGGUUUUAAUGAACCCGAACAAAGCCGCUUCGGAGGUAGUUAUGGUGGUCGAUUUGAGAGCUCCUACCGGAAUAGCCUUGACUCUUUCGGAGGUAGAAACCAGGGCGGGUCUAGCUGGGAAGCACCUUACUCCCGUUCAAAAUUGAGGCCUGGGUUUAUGGAGGACAGAGGAAGAGAGAAUUACUCUUCCUACAGCAGUUUUUCUUCACCCCAUAUGAAGCCUGCACCUGUAGGCUCUCGGGGGAGAGGAACGCCUGCUUAUCCUGAAAGUACGUUUGGAAGCAGAAACUAUGAUGCUUUUGGAGGACCAUCAACAGGCAGAGGCCGAGGCCGAGGACAUAUGAGUGAUUUUGGAAGCAUUCAUAGACCUGGAAUUGUUGUUGACUAUCAAAACAAACCCACCAAUGUGACAGUUGCUGCUGCAAGAGGAAUAAAGAGAAAAAUGAUGCAACCAUUUAAUAAGCCUGGUGGAACCUUUAUCAAGAAACCCAAGCUAGCAAAACCCGUGGAGAAGAUGAGCCUCAGCAAAUCACCCACAAAAACUGAUCCUAAAAAUGAAGAAGAAGAAAAGCGGCGAAUUGAAGCUCGGCGAGAGAAACAAAGACGCAGAAGAGAAAAAAACAGUGAGAAAUACGGAGAUGGAUACAGAAUGGCAUUCACAUGUUCAUUUUGUAAAUUUCGAACAUUUGAAGAAAAAGAUAUUGAACUCCAUCUGGAAAGUCCUUCACAUCAGGAAACAUUAGAUCAUAUUCAAAAACAAACCAAAUUUGAUAAAGUGGUUAUGGAGUUUUUGCAUGAAUGUAUGGUAAAUAAAUUUAAGAAAACAUCUAUUCGUAAGCAACAGACAAAUAAUCAAACAGAGGCAGUCAAAAUAAUAGAAAAGGAUGUUAUGGAAGGUGUUACUGCAGAUGAUCACAUGAUGAAAGUAGAGACUGUUCACUGCAGUGCUUGCAGUGUGUAUAUCCCUGCUUUACACAGCUCAGUUCAGCAGCACUUAAAAUCUCCUGAUCAUAUCAAAGGAAAGCAGGCUUAUAAGGAACAAAUAAAAAGAGAGAGUGUCUUGACUGCUACAAGCAUUUUAAAUAAUCCAAUAGUGAAGGCACGAUAUGAACGUUUUAUUAAGGGUGAGAAUCCCUUUGAAAUUCAAGAUCAUUCUCAAGAUCAACAAAUAGAAGGAGAUGAGGAAGAAGAGGAAAAGAUUGACGAACCUGUGGAAGAAGAGGAGGAAGAGGAGGAAGAAGAGGAGGAAGUGGGGGAAGUGGAGGAAGUAGAGGAAGGAGGGGAAGGCGGAGGAGUGGAAGGAGUGGGGGACACAGAGGAAGGAGGGGACCUAGGAGGAGAGGGGGAAGUGGGGGCAGUAGGGGAACGAGAGGGGGAGGGGGAGGGGGUAGAGGAAGUAGAGGAAGAAGAAGCAAAGGAAGAGCCUGUCGGCUUUUCUGUUGACCAAGCAGAAGAAAAUUAAAUAUAAGGUAUUAGUCAGUUUUAAAAGAAGCUUUAAAUUUUUGUCCCAAUGUGGAAAAGGGUAAGAAUUUCAGUAGUUUAAAAUAUGAGAGUUAACACCCAUGUUGCAUGCAUUCCACACAUUACAAUUUGUUUUAUAUAAUUUCUAAAUGUUUGGCAUUUGUUUAA